AUGAUUGAAGAAACUCCAAAAAUUCGUUCAGUUGAAAUACCAAGGCAUAAAGUAGCAAAGAUCAAGGAGAAUUGGGUCAAGAUAUACACUGCUAUAAUAGAAUACGCUAAAUUGCACAUCAGAUACAACAACAAGAGCAAUGCAGUGGAAUUCAAAGUAGCAGAUCACACUGUAGAAAUGUCGUAUUUGGAUAGGGCUGUUGUUUUUGUAGAGUCAAUUAUAGGCGGAUUCAGGGUGGAAGACGCCAUUGCAGUUCUAAAAUACAAGGAUGUGUUCAUGGAACAGUUUGAGAUAUCAGAAGUGAAAAGAAUGAGAUCAAAUCAUUUGACAAGAGCCAUUGGUAGAAUUAUCGGAAGACAAGGCAAAACAAAGGAAGCCAUUGAAAACUUCUCAAAAUGCAAAUUCAUUUUGAUAGACCAGAAAAUACGACUUCUUGGCUGCGUAGAAAACAUCAAAAUUGCCAAAGAUGCCAUUGGAAGACUGAUUCAGGGAUCUGAACCAACAUCCAUUUUCAACAGACUCAGAAUCAAAUCAACCAAAUUGAAAGAGAAAUAUGGCUGUCUGCAAACAAUCUACGAUGAUUUACGUGAAGAAUAG
Messenger RNA from Enterospora canceri, 597 nucleotides. Lineage: Eukaryota; Fungi; Microsporidia; Enterocytozoonidae. The record is from the annotation of a GenBank genome assembly.